GUUGAGGCCCAGUAGCAGACGGUCAUGUGUGCGGAAUUUUGUUUUAGAUGAAAUUGUAUUUUGUUUCGAUUUUUAUCGCAAUUUCGGCCACACCGAGACAAUUAGCGACAUGUGUUGAAUGAAUUCAUAUCACGUCUACUAGAAUGGGGAUCCAGGACCUAAUGGCCUCACUGGGGGAGAACCCCUACUUCAGUGCUGGCUUUGGUCUCUUCGGUGUGGGGGCAGGAGCAGCUGUGUUGAGGAAGGGAUACAUGGUUGGCCUGAUCCUGUUUCGACGCCACUACAUGACAACUCUUGAAGUUCCUUGCCGAGACAAGUCCUACAGUUGGCUGCUCCAGUGGAUUACACACAAGGGAGCUCGAAAUACUCAGCAUCUCAGUGUAGAGACAAAGUUUCAGCAAAUUGAAACUGGAAAGAUAACAACUCGUCAUGACUUUAUUCCCAGUGUUGGUGAACAUUUCUUCUGGUAUGGUGGUACAUGGCUUAAGGUGGAACGCGCUCGUGAACAACGCACACUAGACUUAGAGCAUGGCACCCCUUGGGAAAAUGUUACAAUUACAGCAUUUGGAAAACAGAAAAAAUUGUUUUCCGAUAUCAUUAAAGAAGCACGUGAUAUGGCGAUAAAGCAGAAUGAGGGGAAGACCAUAAUGUACACAGCCUAUGGUGCAGAAUGGCGACAGUUUGGCAACCCAAGAAAACCUCGACCAAUCAGCUCAGUUGUCCUUGACCGUGGAUUAUCUGACAAGAUUGUCAGAGAUGUAAAAGACUUCAUGGAAAAUCCUGAGUGGUAUUCCAGUAGAGGAAUUCCAUACCGCCGGGGCUAUCUUCUACAUGGGCCUCCAGGCUGUGGCAAAAGCUCAUUCAUUACAGCAUUAGCAGGGGAACUGCAGCUUGGCAUUUGUGUCCUUAACCUGAGUGAAAGAGGCCUCACAGAUGACCGCCUGAACCACCUGCUGGCUCUUGCUCCUGAGAAUACCAUAAUUUUGUUGGAAGAUGUGGAUUCAGCCUUUGUCAGCAGGGAAGACACAGCAGAGAUGAAAGCUGCAUACGCUGGCCUCAAUAGGUUGACUUUUAGUGGUCUUUUGAAUUGCCUCGACGGGGUUGCCUCAACUGAAGCCAGAAUUGUAUUUAUGACUACAAACUAUCCUGAAAGAUUGGAUCCAGCUUUAAUCAGACCCGGUCGUGUUGAUAUGAAGGAAUACAUUGGUUACUGCACACCAUAUCAGCUAGAGACAAUGUUCAGCCGCUUUUAUCCAGAGGAACCUGCCCUUUCCGUUCAUGCUUUUUCCCAGGCUGUGAAGAAUUUGGGAGUGUCGGUGAGUGCAGCAGCCGUACAAGGACACUUCAUGAUUUACAAAGAUGACCCCCAGGGAGCUGUGCAUAACGUUAUCCAGAUGGCACAAAUUAAAACAUUUAUACCGAAAGAGGAUGAGGAUAUACAAAAUAUUGGAAGUCAGUUUAAUGAAAUAGCAGAGGCAAAGAAGAAUAAGUGAUAAGAUGAGACUGAAAUAAUGUAUGUAAGGGUGUGUGGAUGUAAGUAAGGACAAGAAGUCUAUUUUGUAAAAAGUUGUCGCUUGUGCAAUGUGUACAUAUGUAAAUAUAAAUUUUUAUGUUAGAAAUUAUCAUGAUCUGUUUCCAAGUGUCAAGAACUGAAAUGAAUGCAUGUAUUAUUAAGAAAAAAAAAUCCUUUUAUUAAAUCCUGUGGAAUGUAUUGGUGAACAUAUUAAGGUAAUAUUUUAAAAGAGUGGACAAGUUUUAUCCUCAUCAUAUGAUAAAAAAGAAAAGAACAUCAAUACCUUUGAUUUGAUUAUAGAUUAUUUAUAUGAAACUAUAUAUGCCAAUGGUGAUAAACUUUUGCAAAAAUAAUAGAAGUAGAAGCAAACAUACUGUUUCUUUUAAGAAGUAAUAUUUCAUAAGAAUACAUUCAUCAAUCUGUACAAUCUUGAUGUCACUUAAAGGUCUCAACAAUACUGAGGGACAAAUUAUUGCACAUGGCAGGCUGGAUUCAGUCUGUGGAGCAUAGAUUGCUGCCCCUUGACCUAUAGCUCAUGAUUGUCUUAGAAAAUAUUAUGCUGUCACAGCAUUUUGAAGCCAGCUUGUCCGUGUCUGGGCAGGGGAAUGUAUUUAUAAUGUAAAUUAAAUAGGAGGCUGGGGAACUGGAAAGGAGCUCAGCAACUUUGGCUGGGUUUUUGUAGUGGAAUCUGGGUUAUACUUUGCCCAGGUUCUACGCUACAGUACCACACAUUGUGAAUAUUAAUAAAAUACAAAUUCCUCA
Penaeus vannamei (Pacific white shrimp) is the source of this 2275-nucleotide messenger RNA. It is a transcript of the gene Bcs1, whose product is annotated as Bcs1 chaperone. Gene Ontology annotation, biological process: mitochondrial respiratory chain complex III assembly; protein insertion into mitochondrial inner membrane from matrix. Lineage: Eukaryota; Metazoa; Arthropoda; Malacostraca; Decapoda; Penaeidae. The record is from RefSeq and is a predicted model, not a curated record. Gene Ontology annotation, molecular function: ATP hydrolysis activity; ATP binding. Gene Ontology annotation, cellular component: mitochondrial inner membrane.